AUGAACGAGGCGCAGUUGACCGCCACGCUCAACAGCGAAUCGGGCACGACGCCGGAACAGAGCGGCGUGCAGAUGCCGGGCACGCCGCGGCGGGUGCAGCAGGCGCCGUGGUUGCGUCCGCCCGCGCCGCACUUGAUCAGCUUGUGCAGCUCGGCGCCGCAGAAAGGGGCGAGACUCCUCACGUCCGUCAUGUUGGCGUCGAACGAGCACAGGGGCAUGCACAUCUGCCGCAGCUUGAUGUUGACGCAACAGUCGGUCAGAUUGUACGGCGACGUGGUCAGCUCCCGGUCGUUGGCGAUCUCAUUGCCUCAUCUACCGGCUGAAAGGGGUAAUCCCGGGUGCCCUAAUUUUUGUAUGGAAGAUGGGUUUCAUACAAUUGUCGCGUACACCUUACAAUUUCCUGACAUCAGUGAAGUUAUGAGUCGUUUUCUGAGGGACUAUGUAUUUAAUUAUUGGUUUGUGCAAAUUGGUCCACGGCGCUUAAGUGUUUUUGGUCAAGAUCACCGGACCAACAAUUACUUGGAAUCUUUCCAUUCAACGUUAAUCACACAAAUUGGACGCCACCCCAAUAUUUGGGAUUUUCUUCAAAGACUGAUUGUUGUUGAAAAUCAGUUCUUUGUAGAAUUUCAACAGCGCACAAAUAACCUCACGAUUAGAGACGGUACUUCCAGAUCUCUAAGAGAAAACGCUACGCGGAUAAUAAGAGAGUCAGUUCAACAACUCAACAGAGACAGUGACCUAUUAAUGUUUUUGAGGAGGACUGGUCACCGAAAUGAUGGGUAUGUUCAAGAACAGAUUGGACCUUAUCCCUGAGUAUGUUGUAAAUACUAAACACUGUAAAUAUUUGAAUUAGUUUAAAUUACAUUUUCUGCUUGUCCACUCAUAAAAAUAUUGUACUUAACAUUGUCGGGGGUCUGUUAUUGUUAAA
Molecule: messenger RNA, 928 nt
Organism: Acyrthosiphon pisum (pea aphid)
Lineage: Eukaryota; Metazoa; Arthropoda; Insecta; Hemiptera; Aphididae
Exons: 4
Coding region: 1-813 (270 amino acids)
Source: RefSeq, a predicted model, not a curated record